Molecule: messenger RNA, 1698 nt
Organism: Emericellopsis atlantica
Lineage: Eukaryota; Fungi; Ascomycota; Sordariomycetes; Hypocreales; Bionectriaceae
Product: cytochrome P450
Exons: 7
Coding region: 1-1698 (565 amino acids)
Molecular function (GO): monooxygenase activity; heme binding; iron ion binding
Source: RefSeq, a predicted model, not a curated record
AUGAGCGCAGCACUAGAGCCGAUCCUGCGAUCGUCGUGGCAGGCGACCGCAGGCGUGUCAUCUCUCGCCGGUGUCCUCUCCCACCACACCGUCUUCCGGCCCUAUGAGAUCGAUGGCGCAGGCUGGGACCUCGUGUUCACCUACAUCGGCCUCUUUGUAGCCCUCUGCAUCGCCUAUGCACAAAUUGCUGGUUUCGGGUUCGUGGCGAGCCUCGGUCGGACCUUGCUCGUCGCCACCACCUACAACGUGAGCCUCACGGCCAGCAUUCUCGUUUACAGGGCCUUUUUCCACAGACUGGGACGCUUUCCCGGCCCCUUUAAUGCGAGACUCUCGCGCUUCUACGCAUUCUACAAGGCGACCAAGACUGUCAGAGGCUGCGAGGAUAUCCAGAAACUUCAUGAGCAAUAUGGCGACUUUGUUCGUGUCGGACCACGUGAAAUCUCCAUCAACCGCCCUUCUGCUAUCCGACCAAUCUAUGAGCCGCCUACCAAGACCACACGAUCGCCGUGGUACGCUCAGGUCUCCAACGAUGUGACCAAGAUCUCCCUGAAUUCGACCCGCGUCCUGUCGGUGCAUAAGCAGCGCAAGAAGGGCUGGGAGCGCGGCCUCGGCUCUCGAGCCAUGGCCAUCUACGAACCUCGUGUGACAGAAAAGGCCAACUCGUUGCUGUCCAGAAUCGCAGCAAAGGCGGGCACGCCGAUGAACAUGACCGACUACAUCAUGUUCUUCGGCUUUGAUGUGAUGGGAGACGUCGGCAAAACAGGCCUGUCCAAGGAUUUCCACAUGGUUGAGAACGAAACCGAGCACCCCGCCAUCAAGGGCAUCCACGAGAGUAUGAUGGCGAUCGGCAUUAUCGGGACAGUCCCGUGGCUACUCUCCAUGCUUGGCAAGAUCCCCGGCGCGGCUGGCGGGUACGCACGGUUCACGGGGUGGUGUCAUGACCAGCUCCAGGAGAAGCGCAAGAUCAUGGCCAACGAAAAAGCGAGUCUCAAGGACCAGGAGCCGCGGGAUGUCAUGUCGUGGCUUCUCAAGGCCAAGGAAGAUGGUGAUCCGUGUGCGCCUCCGGGUGAUCAAGCUGUGGAGGAGGACGCUCGUCUUCUCAUCAUCGCUGGAAGUGAUACCGUCGCUUCCGCCAUCACCAACGCGCUCUACUAUCUCGCAAAGAACCCGGACCGCUACCGGGCUCUGCAGGAUGCCCUCUGGCAGUAUUUCCCCCACGGCGACAGCGACUGGACGUACGAAAAGGCCCGCACCGUGCCGUACCUCGACUGGGUCAUCCACGAGACCCUCCGCCUCCGACCCUCGGUCCCCGGCGGUCUCGCCCGUGUCACACCGCCCGAGGGCCUCAUGGUCGACGACGUCUUCAUACCAGGGGACACUGUGACCUCCGUCCCAACCUACACCAUGCAACGCGACGAGCGCUACUGGCCCGAGGCGCUCUCGUUCAAGCCCGAGCGCUGGGAAGGUCUGAACACCGAGAAGGCCCCCUGGAUUCCCUUUACCAGGGGCCAGUGGGCCUGCUCGGGCAAGGCGCUCGCCAUGAUGGAGAUGCGGAUGGUGCUGGGACGGAUCGCGCUGCAGUAUGAUAUUGCCUUUCCGGAAGGUGUGACGGCGGAGAAUGUCGACUUUCGGUUCAAGGACACGUUUACGCAGACGCUGCCACCGCUGCCUCUUGUGUUUACGCCUACAUCGCGAUAA